AUGGCUCAAUUGAAUCCGUUUUCUACCGGCUGUCCUCUUUGGACACAGCAUGGGUUGAAUGCAAUGACACCACCAUCGCCACCUGUGCCUACUACUACUGCUGUGCCUGCAAGUUUCACCGACCAGUUUAACACUUUGAUUGAGCGUGCUUGUUAUCUGCAGUUCCAAGGCUUUAAUGAAGAGAACAAUGUCGAGCUUGCUCAAAUCAUGCAAAUCAUCAAAGGCUCUGAUAUGACAACACAACAACAUCAGCAAUAUCAAUCCUCGGUCAACGCUAUGUCCGCAGCAGCACCAUACAUUAUACCUUCUCAACAACGACCUGUACAAGAAUCUUCUUAUCCUUAUGAUACUCUAUACCCACAACAACAACAAGUCGCUAUCACUGAACCACCACAGCCACCCGCCUCUGUCAUGCAAGAUAAUGCCAUCUUUUCAUGCAUUCAGCUCGAGGCACUCAAGAAUCAGAUCUUUGCUUUCAAGUUACUUUCUCGGCAGAUGCCAAUACCAUCACAUAUCAUGCAAGCUGUUCUGCGACCUCUUCCAUGUAGUAGCAUGUCAACAACAUUCAUCAUGACACCAACACCAACACCAACUACCCAACAACAACACCAAUUACCACCCACACCUAUUGAGGAAAUGAAGCCAUCAUCUACUAUGGACGCUUCUACCAUUGUCGCCAGUCCACCCAUGUCAAAGUCCUCAUUCGAUGAACGAUCCACAUCAUCACCUCCUACGACGACCACCCAACAACAAUCAACAACAAUGUACUACAAUGCCUAUGCAUCACCUUACAACUUGUUCAAGACACCCAUAUCAUCAUUCAUGCAUGCCACGAGUCAACAUCGUCAAAUGGUGCCCAGCGUUCUACCUGUGGGUGUGGAUCCGCAACAAUUGUAUGAAGGACGAGAACAUGCAGUCCAUGAUUUGAUGCAAGGUCGCUAUGAAGAACUCUUGGAUUGGGCACAACAACAAGCAUGGAUGGUGCUAGAUCCUCAACAUUAUUAUGGUUCCAUCAAAGCAUUGAUUGAGCUCAAAAGCUUGAAGCUGGCAAACCGUCAAAAGCAGUUGCGUGAGGAAAUCGUGUAUGGUGUGGAUCAAUAUACAUCCAAUCUGGCUGCGACAUCGCGUGUGGCCAUUCAUCGGUACAAGAAACCACGAUCCAUCCGAGAUGCGCGCAUGGUUGAGAAGAUUGAACGUCAGCAACAUGAGGAUCAGCUACAGCAACAACAAGAGUCACGUGCACAAUACUUUCAUGCUCUCCAGCAACGUGCAUUGAACAUCAAGGAACAUAAGGAUAUACAGCAAAGACGCCAUAUAAGCUUGGGUCAAGCCGUGCUUCAAUACCACCACUAUGCUAAACGAGAGCAAUUGAAACGAUCAGGCCAAAUCACUCGUGAAAGGAUGCGUGCUCUGCGUAAUGGUGAUGAGGAUACCUACAUCGAGUUGAUUGAUAAGACCAAGGAUACACGAUUGGCACAGAUCCUGGAGCAUACCGAUGCCUUUUUAAAGUCACUUGCAACUGCCGUCUUGGAUCAACAAGCGAGACAAGGAUUCAGCUAUGCCAAUUAUCUCGCAAGAGACCAUUGUGGUGCCGGCGGGGGCUCGUCCAUGGAUGACCAUGAUUAUUUCAAGGUGGCACAUGGGAUUCAAGAGGAUGUGAGCCAACCCAGUUCACUUGUAGGAGGUGAAUUGAAAAAGUAUCAGCUCAAGGGACUUCAAUGGAUGGUGUCAUUAUACAACAAUCGUCUCAAUGGUAUCCUUGCGGAUGAAAUGGGCCUCGGCAAGACAAUCCAAACAAUCGCCUUGAUCACCCACUUGAUUGAGAGCAAGAGAGUCAAUGGUCCUUAUUUGAUCAUUCUUCCAGUGUCGACAAUGACCAAUUGGGCGAUGGAAUUUGAAAAAUGGGCUCCUUCAGUGAAGACGAUCAUUUACAAAGGCCCGCCUGAUGAACGCAAAAAGCUACAAAACGACAUACGACGAGGCGACUUUCACGUGCUGCUUACGAGCUAUGAAUACAUCAUGAAUAGCAAGGAUCGACUUUUAUUGAGCAAAGUGCAAUGGUUGUAUAUGAUUGUGGAUGAAGGCCAUCGGAUGAAGAACACCAAUUCAAAGUUGACAACCACGCUGCGACGCCAUUAUCAUUCCCAAUACAGACUCAUUUUGUCGGGCACACCACUUCAGAACAAUUUGGGUGAGCUUUGGUCAUUGCUCAAUUUCAUCCUCCCGAGUGUCUUUAAGAGCGUACAGUCUUUCGAAGAGUGGUUCAGUGCUCCUUUCAAUGUCCAAGGUGUCAACGUCAAGAUUGAUUUGAAUGAGGAGGAGAAGCUCUUGGUGAUCAAGCGACUUCACAAAGUACUACGACCCUUUGUUUUGCGACGACUCAAGCAAGACGUUGAAUUGGAGCUUCCUAGCAAGGUGGAACGUGUGGUCAAGUGUCGCAUGUCAGCUUUGCAAAUCAAGUUGACUCAACAUAUUCAAAAGAGCGGCUUACGCCUUGCUAUACCCUCCAGUGAUCCUGCCGCGAAAGGAAAGUUCAAGCAUUGGUCCAACGCCUUGCAACAGCUACGCAAGAUUUGCAACCAUCCUUUUGUGUUUCGAGAAGUGGAGAACGUGAUCAAUCCAAGCCAUGAAUCCAACGAGUUGUUGUAUCGUGUAUCAGGCAAAGUCGAGUUAUUGGAUCGCAUUCUACAAAAGCUGCAAGCCACCCAUCAUAAGGUCUUGAUCUUUUUCCAAAUGCCCCAGAUCAUGAAUAUUAUUGAAGAUUACAUGCAUUAUCGUGGCUUUCCUUACUUGCGACUGGAUGGCAACACAAAGAGUGAUGACCGUGCACAACUUCUUCAAGCGUUUAAUGCACCCGAUUCUACCUACUUUGCAUUCCUGCUGAGUACUCGUGCUGGUGGUUUGGGCAUCAAUUUACAAGCAGCAGAUACGGUGAUUCUUUUUGACUCGGAUUGGAACCCACAACAAGAUUUACAAGCUCAAGACCGUGCACAUCGCAUUGGGCAAACGCGAGAGGUGUUGAUAUUGCGACUCAUUACAGCCAACUCGAUUGAAGAGGAAAUUGUGGCACGUGCCAAUCACAAAUUGGAUAUCGAUGGCAAAGUCAUUCAAGCUGGGAAAUUCGAUCAUCGAAGCACUGAGGAGGAUCGUGAAGCAUUUCUGCGAUCAUUAUUGGAGCACAAAGAGGAUGAUAUCGUUGGCAAUCACGAUUAUACGGAUAACGACGAGCUCAAUGCCAUCCUUACACGUUCAGAACAAGACCUUGCCAUCUUUGAGCAAAUUGAUGCACAACGUGAGCAGCAGGAGAAUGAAUAUUAUCGUCGUCGUGGUCUUCGUGGUACUCGUAAACCACACCGUUUGAUGCAAGAGGAUGAGCUACCUGGCGAUUUCCUUAACACGGUGUCCAUUAUACAAGAUAAUGCCAUGUCACCAACACAACCACAACCACCAGCAAUCGAAUACAGAAGAAAUCAACGACGACAACUCCUGAACGAGAUCCAACAUGACGAAGGGUUAACAGAAGAAGAAUGGUUUAAAAAGCUGGAGGCGAUCAAGAAUGCAGAAAUGGAAGAUGAAGAAAGAGCGUCGACAAAGCAUUCAUCAGCAAAGAAAAAGGGGAAGCGACGUCGAUCAUCAUCAGAAGUAUCCCUACCAGAAGCAAAAUCCAGGAAACGGGAUGUCAUUGAUUUCAGCGACAAAGCCAUUGCAGAACGAAAAAGAAAACGUGAGCUACAGGAGGAGUUUGCAUUGCAAGGAUCAGAUUCAUUACCUGCUGUUGUUCGACAAGAAAUGACGCAUAUCUUUGACAUUUGCUACCAAGCCGUUGAAGAUGCCACUGAAAUUGAGGAGGAUGAUGAAACGAUCUUGUAUCGAAAACGAAGUGAUCUAUUCAUGGACUUGGUGGAUGAAAAAGAGUAUCCUGCGUAUUAUGCAACCAUCCGAAAUCCGAUUGCCUUGAACAUCAUCAAAAGAAGAAUCCACUCGCCCUACUACAAAUCCGUUGCCGACUUUCGCCACGACUUUCAUGUGAUGUUUGACAAUGCUCGUAUCUUUAAUGAGGAGGAUUCAGUCGUAUACCAGGAUGCCAAUGAAAUGCAGAAAAUAUUUGAUGGUCUUCUGGCUCAAUUGUGCCCGCAUGAUAUGUUGCCUUCAACUAUGGCGGCUUGUGGAAGAACAAUGUAUAAUGCACCCACUCGUUAUUAUUCACCACCACAACACCAACAAGAAGCCAACAUUGUGCCGCAACAAGAAGUCUAUCCCGAUGAAUCAUAUGAAGACGAUGACGAUGAUGAUAAGGAUGAAGAUUACUACGAGUAG
Lichtheimia ornata is the source of this 4317-nucleotide messenger RNA. RefSeq lists its product as uncharacterized. Gene Ontology annotation, molecular function: histone binding; ATP-dependent chromatin remodeler activity; DNA binding. NCBI's taxonomy places the organism in Eukaryota, Fungi, Mucoromycota, Mucoromycetes, Mucorales, Lichtheimiaceae. The record is from RefSeq and is a predicted model, not a curated record. The transcript has 16 exons. Gene Ontology annotation, cellular component: nucleus. Gene Ontology annotation, biological process: positive regulation of transcription by RNA polymerase II. Bases 1 to 4317 code for a protein of 1438 amino acids.